CAGCAUCGGGCAUUGAUGGCUAAUUCAUGAGUUCACAAAGGGGAGUGACGCAGAUAUUAUAGAUGCCACACAUUUCUAUUAAAUCUACAGGAAUUCAAAUGUCUAAUUUCUUAUUUUACGCAAAUAAAUAGUGAUUUAAAAGAAAAACUUUCGGACUGCUCUGCUCGUGACAUGCUAACGCCGUUCAUGUUGGAGGUUGCUGCUGUCCACCGUGAGGGUUAGAUGGGAUAGCCAACACGAGAUAUGCCGCAGCCCAAAUCACGAAAAAUCGCCUUUCUCGGGUACAGAUCCGUAGAGUACCUAUUAUGUUGGUGGAAAAUAAGAACGACCUGCACAUGGAAAGGGUGAUCCGCUGUGAGGAAGUCAUACAGAGACCCCAUCUCCUACCUAACCUGUGGUGUGUCGUGUCCGAUUGGUGCGAUGUCUCUUUGUAUUCCAGGGUGAUCCGCUGUGAGGAAGGGAAGUCACUAGCAGAAUCCUGGAACGCUGCCUUCAUGGAAUCCUCAGCCAAAGAGAACCAGACGGCGGUGGAGGUGUUCAAGAGGAUGAUCGUGGAGGCGGAGAAGCUGGAAGGCGGCGUCCAACCAGGGAAGACUUCCUGCUCCUUGAUGUAGAGCUGCUGAUCAAUCAGAACAGAGAACCGAACACUGCACUAAGGAACUUGUAUGUCGGCCUUAUAUUAAAGAACAUAAAUGGUUAAAGAAAAGUGUGAUAAAUAAAAACAUAUACCAAUUUCAUUUAAGGACCAAAAAACUGACAGCUGUGCCAUAUAAAUUGCAAAAUAGUUGGGAAGAGAUUUUCGAUGUACCCAUUCCAUGGCACAUGGUUUAUGAAUUGAUACGCAAAACAACGCCGGAUUCAAAACUUCGAAUUUUUCAAUUUAAAUUAUUGUACAAAAUUCUUGCAACUAAUAGAAUGUUAUAUAUAUGGGGGAUACAAUCUUCUCAGCUCUGUAGAUUCUGCUGUGAGGAGGCAGAGUCAUUAGACCAUUUAUUUUGGUAUUGUCCGCAUGUAGCUCGUUUUUGGUCACAGGUCCAGGAAUGGUUGAAGAAUUGCAACAUUUGCGUAGAACUAACGCUACAGAUAGCAAUACUGGGUGAUUUGAAAAGCCAUAGUCAAUCAAUCAAUAAUAUAAUAAUUAUUUUAGCAAAAAUGUUUAUUUUUAAUUUACAAUCCGUGGAAGCUAUGAGAAUAGGAAGAUUCAAAUAUUUUGUGAAGCAUCACAGCACAGUUGAAAAAUAUAUGGCAAAUAAAAAUCCGAAAUGGAUGAUGUUGGAAGAUAGAUGGGAAAGGUUGAGUGGAGCUGAAGGGUGGACUAAUAACAAGAUAAACAAUGUAGGGCAUACGGGAUCUGUGAAAUGUGUAUAGGUGCGGAGCUAUUGUGAAAUAGCACAGUUACAAGUGGAAAUCAAACUGGAUGGACAGCAGAAAUAGAGGAAGGACUAAGAACAAACAAGAGAGAACUAUUAUAAAGUAGACUGUGUCUGUAAAAUGUGUAUAAGAUGUAUAAAUUGAAGGUAAAAACAGAAAUGUUUAUCAGUUUACUCCAAUUGGGGGAUCGGUGGUAGGGUUUGCAGGGAAUAAUAAUAAAGGUAUACUCUUUAAAAAAAGUAUGUAUGUCUAUGUAGGUAUGUGUAUGUAUAUAUGUGUAUAUGUAUGCAUACGUGAAUGGAUAUAUUUACCAAAAACAAUAUGGGGGAUUGGAAAUGAUGCAGACGAUUACAUUGGAAGCAACAUUCUUUCCGCAAUAUUAAGCUGAUCCACCCCCCCUAAGAAAAAAAUAAGAAAAAACACUGAACUGGGAUAUCCCGUUACUUGAAGGGUUCCUGCCAGUACAACUACUACUCUUCAGCUCUCUUCAGCUGUCUUCAACAGUCUUCAACUGUCAACUCACCAACAGUUUAUUUUUCAGUAUUUCUGUUUCUCUGUUUGUCAUGAAAGGGUGAGUGGCUGUCAUGCUGUACAUUUCCCACAAUCCACUUCUCAUCUGUUCUGUGCUCAGCCCUGAUGCGAAACUGAGAGCCACGUCCAGAAAUAACCCCUAGACCCUACACCCUUACCCCCCUAGUCACUUCUCUUAGCCCCUAGUAUCCAGGGGGUAGGGUUUAGGGGCUGUUUCUGUAGCCUUGUUUGACCAUCCUGAUCUUGCAAAAGUCCAGCGGUCAGGAUGGUAGAUCAGACUCCUGUUUCUCAUAAAGAUGUAUCAGAAUACUAUGUCUGGCUUCUCACAUGGUGCUGCACAGGUGUCCAUGCUGGCUUUAUGGCGGAAGGGUGACUAUGGAAGAUCAGAGAUAUAUUCAACCUCCUCAUAUUAGAGAUAAUAUGAAGACAAAACAUUCCCUUCUAUUGAAUUGUGUUUUUUAAUAUUUUUUAUUUAAUGGAUGAUUGUUUUCUCUUCGCGUAACGCUAACCAUGGAAUUAGUCCACUGUGCCACCAGGAUGGAGCUAACAUGCAAUGUUAUUUUUACGCAUACUAGACUGUUCAUUUUAGUGUAUUCAAACAGACCCCGUUUCAAAUGUAAACAGACACUCAUUAUGAUCAGGUGUGGUUAAUUAGUGGGCGUGGACUACACACCUGUCCACACUUAACAAGAUACAGGAUAGAGAGAGUUGUGUUGACGCAGAGAACGGGAAUUUAUGUUUUUAAAUAACAUUCUUAGAACAUUCUCUGAACGUUACUAAAGUUUUCUGUGGUUUUUAUGGAACUUUCGGGAACAAUUUGAGAACAUGAUUUUAAAUAAAACCAACGAGGACACCUGUAACGAGGACACCUGUAACGAGGACACCUGUAACGAGGACACCUGUAACGAGGACACCUGUAACGAGGACACCUGUAACGAGGACACCUGUAACGAGGACACCUGUAACGAGGACACCUGUAACGAGGACACCUGUAACGAGGACACCUGUAACGAGGACACCUGUAACGAGGACACCUGUAACGAGGACACCUGUAACGAGGACACCUGUAACGAGGACACCUGUAACGAGGACACCUGUAACGAGGACACCUGUAACGAGGACACCUGUAACGAGGACACCUGUAACGAGGACACCUGUAACGAGGACACCUGUAACGAGGACACCUGUAACGAGGACACCUGUAACGAGGACACCUGUAGGAAACGUUAUACUGAAGUUCCCACAGAAGAAAGUUGUUUCUUAACCUCUGAACUAUUUUAAAAUGUCAAACCAGUUGGAGAAAGUUUCUAGAACAUUACCAAAAUUGAAAUGAGAUGUAAAUCAUGUUUGACAUUUUAGGAAACGUUCUGUUAAAGUAAUGAAAUACCAAGAAAAUGUCAUUUUUCGAAGUUCCAUAAUUGUGCUGAGAAUGUUCCAUAGCCAAUCAACUACCCUGCACUAUUCCCAGAACGUUGUGGGAAGUGUUGUAUGCAAAAUAACCAUAGGACAACCACACUCUCACCAAGCACUAAGAAACGUUCUCAGAACGUUGUGUGCUAGCUGGGCUCUGUUAUUGUUGUCAUUGUCAAUCCGUACAUCACUAAAACUAAUAGGAAAUCUUCCAAUAAACUUCAGGGAGAAACCUAACUUCCUUAAGUCAAAUGUUCACCUUGUCUCCCAUUGACAUCAAUGCAUGAAUAAGUGAAUGUUCAAUUUAUGUGGAAGUUAAUAGUUGCUCUUUAGUCAUUUCUGAUGCAUUAGUAUCUGUUCCUCUGUCCCUCUAAUACACAGCUCUUUGUCUACUUCAUUCCCCCCCCAUCGUUGUCAGUCGGAUGUGUUUCUCCCCCCUCCCCCCCCCAUCGUUGUCAGUCAGAUGUGUUUCUCCCCCCCCCAUCGUUGU
Salvelinus fontinalis (brook trout) is the source of this 3802-nucleotide messenger RNA. Its product is annotated as keratin-associated protein 9-1-like. The record is from RefSeq and is a predicted model, not a curated record. Lineage: Eukaryota; Metazoa; Chordata; Actinopteri; Salmoniformes; Salmonidae. Bases 2728 to 3183 code for a protein of 151 amino acids. The transcript is spliced from 4 exons.